Molecule: messenger RNA, 1203 nt
Organism: Ectocarpus sp. CCAP 1310/34
Lineage: Eukaryota; Phaeophyceae; Ectocarpales; Ectocarpaceae
Source: the annotation of a GenBank genome assembly
AUGGUCUCAGAUUCUCAGGCGGACAACCACGGCAUCGUGUCUUGUGAAGGCCAAGGGUUCUUUCGUUCGAAAAUGGCCAUCCUGUACACCUCAAGCGCUGUCAUCGUCGCCAAUCCUUCGGCCGCUUUCAAGAGGGAGGCCGACCCUGCCGAGACGGCCAUGCCUACAGACCCCGAGCUUCGUAGGAAGCUGAACAUCAUGCACGCGAGGAGCCGCAUGAACAACGACGAAGACGUCACGGGCAACACUCUGUCGUCCAUCAACCUUGAUCCUCCUUCUGCUACCGUCGUCGCCGACGCCAAAUCUUCAUCUCCUGCCGCGUCCCUGAACAGGAAGCCUUUCUCUUCUGUUGCUUCCCCUAACGACAACGAUGAUGGCGACGACAAGAGCCCCGCCGCUGCCAACUCCGUUCCAGCGUCUACCGCCACCGCCGCCCCCUCUGGGUCUUCGCCGCCUUCUGCCGCCGACCUCAAGACUUCGGCUCCGGCCAACGUUGGCAAUAACCCCGCUUCGGGCAUGUCCAAAGCCGAUUUUUUUAUGGACAAGGCCCGUGAGUCUCGUGACGUUGGCAGCGCCGUCAACGUGGGCGGCGAGAAGGGCGGCGACGGGGGCAGGGGCCCUUCGACAGUUCCCCAACAAAUUCGCGGACUGGAAUUCCACCCCGACUUCGCCCUGAAGGUUGGACAAGUCUUGCUCGGGAGGCUCCCCAACCCGGCCAGGACAUCCAUAGCUUACGCCUCCCCCACCGACGGCUCCGUCAUCCUCGCGACGGCUAUCGGCAAGGCUCCGCGGGACGCAGACGGCAACACCACCGGUCCGGUGCCGCAGAAGAACCGGACCCUGCUCACGGCCAACCCGAGGAAAAUGUCCAAGGUCCGAGCUCGCCAAUCGGAGAACAUUGUGGCUAGGCUCGAAAAGAAGAGGGCGGCUCUCGAGGGCCGGACCCUCCGAAAGCACGGCUUCCUCAGGAGAAGGGCGAGGGAGCAAGCGGAGGCGCACAUGGGCGAGGCGACGCUCUUCAUCACCAAGAAGGGCGGCCUGGAAGUAUCGGUCGAUGGGAUCGUCGUGCUCCGGAUGUCUGGGCUAUCUUGGUUUGUCUUUCGCAGAACAGAUUUGUCGUACGAACUGCGAGUAGCCGAAGAAGGGGUGGUUAUCUUCAGGAGAGGGAUGUACGACUGGGGAAUCAAGGCUUGGGGCCCGUAG